AUGGAACAGGUACCUAGGUCGGAAGAGGGAAAACACAGAUACAGGCAAAUAGUAAGGGACAACAUCCGAACCAAAUUCAAGAGAUUCCGCGCGCGGGCAACAGAAAACAUGGGGGUGUUAGCCGCCAUUACCAUCUCCAUUGCCGGAAUCAUCACUACGGUUGUAGUGGCUGGGAAGAGAUCCAUUGUUGCAGCAUUCAAAGAUCUAGGAACCGUUGGUAAGGCAAAGGCAAUGUUCGCAAAAGCUGCACUGCCAAUCCUGGUACCUAUUCUAAAUAUGUUAAGUACGCUCCUAAGUUGGGGAGCCAAGGGUCUUGCCUUCCUCGCCAAGAAUUUGUCGAUUGUAGCGAUCGUGAUUGCUGGAGCUAUAUUCAGGUACCUGCAAAACAGACGUAAAAAAUAA
Molecule: messenger RNA, 402 nt
Organism: Paramuricea clavata
Lineage: Eukaryota; Metazoa; Cnidaria; Anthozoa; Malacalcyonacea; Plexauridae
Source: the annotation of a GenBank genome assembly